Molecule: messenger RNA, 6222 nt
Organism: Micropterus salmoides (largemouth bass)
Lineage: Eukaryota; Metazoa; Chordata; Actinopteri; Centrarchiformes; Centrarchidae
Gene: gad2
Product: glutamate decarboxylase 2
Exons: 16
Coding region: 769-2526 (585 amino acids)
Biological process (GO): GABA shunt
Cellular component (GO): cytoplasm
Molecular function (GO): glutamate decarboxylase activity; pyridoxal phosphate binding
Source: RefSeq, a predicted model, not a curated record
UUGAACCAAGUCUCCUCGCCCCGCUGCUUCCUCCAACGGGGGUGGGCGGUUAGAGCCGCCGGUCUUCAAGAAAUAGGCUGGAUCUGCAAAUGUUGGCCAGAUGAAUUAGUUGGCAUUCACAGUCUGUAUGGAGGGAGAGUUCAGCACGCAGGGGACAAGAUGCAGGGGAUGUAUGGAGUCACGACGCACGACGCAACGCAGUUCGUCAUGUCCUAAAGUGAAUCACGAUGGGAUAUCUGUUGUGACGUGAAAUUUAGGUUAGAUGCAAUUAGACAUGGCUUACGUGUCGCGUGUUCACCCGCAGCUGUAGCAUAUAGCUGCUUAUUGAAAGCACUUCCCAUCACCUUUUGGCUGCAGUUCAUUUUGCUUGUUUUAUUUUUGGGGCAAAGCAGACAUUUCACUGCGCCUCAACUUACUCUUGCGCUGUAUUUGCUAUGAAGUGAGGAAGAGUGGCUGCGCUUUGCGUGGAGGCGCAGACUGAGUGCGCCGGUGAAGUCAAGUGUUUGCGGAUUUCUCUGGAAGGACGCUGCCCUGCGCUUCGUGCACCUGUGGACACAUUAGGUGCUUCUUUUCCACUCCAAACGUUUUAUUUUGGGGGAGGCUUUCCUGCAGCAUAAAGUGUCUGUCGGAUGCACGGCUGGAUUGUCAGCAGUGGGAGAGGUCUGGCCAGAUUCAGCACCACAUCAGCUUUGAACAGCUCCAGGUCGGCGCGUGUGGAUGGGCUCUGUCGGUCUCCGUGUCUCCUGCAGCUCCUAACUACCGGCAACAAUGGCAUCACACGGUUUCUGGUCUCUCGGCGGAGAUAAUGCGGGGGCCAAUACCGGGAGCCAGAGCCCCAGUACGACCAGGGCUUGGUGCCAAGCGGCGGCCCAGAAAUUUCCCGGAGGAAUCGGAUCGAAAUUAUGUGCGCUGCUCAAUGUCGGGGAAGUGGAGAAACCCGCCGAGCCGGCCACCAAGCAGCCGCCGCAGCCGCAGGCUGCAGGCUCCUGCGGCUGCAACAAACCAUGCAACUGCACCAAGGCUUCCGUGGGCUUCUCCGACCUCUAUUCAACAGACCUGUUACCUGCCAUGGACGGGGACACCAAAACAAUGACCUUCCUGCAGGAAGUUGUGGAUAUUUUACUGGCCUACAUCGUGGAGUCUUUCGACCGGGAAACGAAAGUUAUUGAUUUUCAUUAUCCAAACGAGCUGCUGCAGAUGAACAACUGGGAGCUGCAGGAGGAGCCGGCGACUCUGGAUGAUAUCUUGAUCAGCUGUCGCGCUACUCUGAAAUACGCCAUCAAAACAGCCCACCCCAGGUACUUCAAUCAGCUCUCUACAGGAUUAGACAUGGUUGGACUGGCAGCCGAUUGGCUAACAUCCACUGCCAACACCAAUAUGUUCACCUAUGAGGUGGCUCCUGUCUUUGUGCUGCUGGAAUACGUCAGUCUGAAGAAGAUGAGGGAGAUCAUUGGCUGGCCGGACGGGCGAGGAGAUGGCAUUUUCUCUCCUGGUGGUGCUAUUUCAAAUAUGUAUGCCAUGCUGCUGGCCCGCUUCAAGAUGUUCCCUGAAGUGAAGGAGAAAGGAAUGUCAUCUGUUCCCAGACUGGUGGCCUUCACGUCCGAACAUAGCCAUUUUUCAAUCAAAAAAGGUGCAGCAGCUCUUGGCAUUGGGACAGAAAGUGUGAUCUGCAUCAAAGCAGAUGAAAGUGGUAAACUUAUCCCAGCUGACCUUGAGAGGAGAAUACUGGAGGCGAAGCAGAAGGGUUUUGUACCUUUCUUUGUGAGCGCUACUGCUGGAACAACUGUGUACGGAGCAUUUGACCCUCUCAUCGCCAUUUCUGACAUCUGCAAAAAGUACAACAUCUGGAUGCACGUGGAUGGUGCGUGGGGAGGAAGUCUCCUCAUGUCCAGGAGACACAGGUGGAAGCUGGACGGAGUUGAGAGGGCCAAUUCGGUAACAUGGAACCCACACAAGAUGAUGUCCGUCCCUCUGCAGUGUUCGGCCCUGCUAGUCAGAGAGGAGGGUCUGAUGCAGAACUGCAACCAGAUGCACGCCUGCUACCUGUUCCAGCAGGACAAACACUACGACCUUUCCUACGACACCGGAGACAAGGCGCUGCAGUGUGGACGCCACGUGGACAUCUUCAAGCUGUGGCUCAUGUGGAGAGCUAAGGGCACUAUUGGGUUUGAAGCUCAGAUUGACAAGUGCUUGGAGCUGUCUGAGUACCUCUACAACAAGAUCAAAGACAGAGAAGGAUACGAGAUGGUCUUUGACGGGAAACCUCAGCACACCAACGUCUGCUUCUGGUACCUCCCUCCUGGGAUCCGCUACAUGGAGGACAAAGAGGAGAGAAAGAAACACUUGCACAAGGUGGCUCCAGUAAUAAAGGCCAGGAUGAUGGAGUACGGGACAACCAUGGUUAGCUACCAGCCACAAGGGGACAAGGUCAACUUUUUCCGCAUGGUGAUCUCAAAUCCUGCUGCUACCUUCGAGGACAUCGACUUUCUUAUUGAGGAGAUUGAACGACUCGGCCAAGAUCUAUAAGACUCAUCUCACCAAAUCCUCCUUUACUGUCCCUCCUUGACGGAUGAAUUGUUUGUCGUGAAUGUACUGGUAAACCUUUUCUUUUCUCUCUCUUUCCUCCAAAGUCACAUAUUUAAGAGUAUAUUUGAGAAAAAAGAUACACCAAUAUAUCCAUAUAUUAUGUAUUGUAGCUUUGCUGUGGACUUGCUUGGUCCAAAGCUAUGUAAAAGUGCUUCUGUCUGCCUCUCCUAUAGUGUAGUAGAUCCCAGAGUAGUGUAAGUGAUGUAACUUUAUAUGUACUGUGUGAAAUGAAACGCUUGUGCAAUAAGUCGAUGAGGAAGAGUUUAUUUUUGAAUCAUUUUCCGGUUGCCGAGUAUGUUGUUAAGUGCCAAACGUGGUUGUGUUUUAUUGUAACUUUAUAUUUUAAACUUCUGGUUCAAAACAAAAAAAAAGCACUUCACCUUACCUCAGCUUAAUCAACUGCCUCUACAUCUGAACAUAGUACUUCGCGCAGUGAUUUUGAACAAUAUUUUCUCUUGAUGGUGAUGAAGAGCAGUACCAGCACAUGUUAAAUACGAAUCCCAACCAGAACAGGCCAUUGUAGGGAAUUGGAAAUGUGCACAAGAGAUGGCAAGGAAAAGAUUUCCAUCAAAAUUACAUAACAGUAAAGCAUUUAUGAAGGCUUGUCGGUCCAUCAUGCAUUACCUCGGCCUCUGACAGUUUGGUCUGCAGCUUAUGAUGCUAAUUUAAUGUUGUUGCAUAUUCCUGCUGACACUUUCUACUCUUUUUACACACAAUACUUUCUGGUGUAUUUAAAGUGGUAAAGGCUUGUUAAACCUAUUUGUUUAAUGUCACCAGUUACGUACACAUAUCAAAAUGGGUACCAUUUUCCAACCAGGCUGUAUAUUUAGCUGUGCUGAGUGUGCAUUAUGUGUUAUAAUGAUGAUCUUACAUGAGAAUAAUCAACACGUCAGAGGUAACAUGAAGUUAUAAUCCUUAAGAACCCCAUUUUUGCUACAAUUAAUAACCAACAUUUGUUCAGCAAUAGCCAUUCAAAGUUAAGGCGUCCACCUUAACCACUCUGAAUUCAAAUUGUGCAGCCAUGGACAAGGAAUUCACUGGAAAUUUUAUUUUAAGUAAUGAAUCAAAUUCUAAUAAUACAAAGUGUUAUGUCUCAAAACCAUUAAUUAAUGAUCUUGCAAUUUUUGGUUAUUAUUGUGUAUGCUAGGCAAGGCUGCAUUACCAACAGGCAAAAUGAGCAACUGCCAAGGGGCCACUACAGCCCCAGGUCACUGCAUGUCAACUGGUAUUGGUAAUUUGAUUAAUUGCACAUUUGCCACACUAAAGAACAAUAUCGUUUAAAAGCAAAUUCUCGCCCUGAUUAAUCAAGCCAUGAUGGAGCUUUUUGGGCCAGUUGGCAUCACAUGACCUGCAGUACCAACUUUGGCCACUACUCCAAAAUCCUCUCGACUGACAUUUUAAGGAUUAUAACUUUAAAGAUGUAAACCUUUUAUCUACAGUACCGUUAUGAGAGAGCCUAUAUGUCAGUGGUGUAUUUGAGCAAGCACUUAAUGAAGGAUGGAGCAUCUGAAGAAACUGGAAACGGGGCAAUAAUAGUGUUUUGUCUGAAUAUAGGAACUCCACCAGAUCACUUGCACUUAAAUUAUUGAGGGAGGAGAAGUGUCCCUUUGCAUUGCAACUGAGAUUUCCUCUUUAUUCAUUCACAAGCAAUAUUCAAGUAUGGGUCCAAUCCUUAUACCCUGCAAAAUAUCAACAAAAAACAGUGAAUUCAAGUGUACAAUAGUUAAUGAUAAUCAAGUUUCCUACUACGCACAGUAGUUAGCAAAAAAACAUCUUCAAAAUAUGCUUUCUGUAAGCAGGUUAGUUGAACCCUGAUUUAACAAGCAGAGGUUCUGUAGCAUUUUCAUUAGAAUAAGUUAGAAAAGCACAAUUUGCUCAACAUGGUCGGUCAGUGUACAAUCACUUUGAUCAUAGAUUGUAAAUAGUAUUUCAAGAUGUCCUAAGUACAUAUCUUUGUGUAUACAUAGGUGUAUAUAAGACAUAUAACCAGAGACUAUUUGUGAGGUAAAGUUAUUCAUAUUUUCUCUAUCUCCAGUGUAGAUUACCUGUAUUUUCAUCCUGUUUGUCCAAAAGGCUUUUUUCCUGUGUGUAUGUGUCAGAUACCUGACUUGGUUUUUGACUCUUCUAGCUAUUUCAAAGAAAACAUGUUUCAGGGACUGGCUUUAAAGAAAUGGACAGUCUUCACCUUGGAAUACUUUUGAGUCUUGCUCAGAGACUCUGGUGUUUGGAUUUUAAAUGCAAAGCCAUUUUGACUCUGAAGCACUGCAUUUUUUGUGCACAAGUGAUACUUGACAGUAUGUGCCGAUGUGUACCUUAAUGUGUCUGUAACUGUGUUGCCUUAGUAAACAUUUGCCAGUAUUGUCUAGUUUUCCUCCAGUCGAGGAGGUUGUGCACUUUAGAGUAUACACAUGACCUAAUAACGUGCAAUGUCCAAUGGUUGUUCAUAAGUUGAUGUUUAAAAAAAAUUGUCAAAAAUGUAACUUAAGCUCUUUGGUCUGAAUGUGUCAAGAAUCGACGGUCUGUUGGAAAUGAAAGCAUUUAAUUUUUUGCAGAUUGUAGAUAUUAUAAAGCUUCUUGUUUAACUGUCUUGCAUCCCGACAGAGAGUACCCAAUAGUUUGAAAUGCUCUUUAGAUUUAUUUGUCCCAGUUCUGUUCAUUUCCUAGAUAAAAAUGGCGAAACACACUGUGACACAGACAACAUCAGAUUUAUUACAAAGGAAUCUCACUGUGGUAGUCUUUGGAAAGUCUUUGUUUCUCUUGCUGCUGCUGCUAGACUUGCUUCCUUUGCACGUGCAUGCAAUGCCUUGCCUAUCCAGCUUGUCUCCUAUAUACCUAUUUCUAUAUAUAUACAUAUUUAUACAUAUAUACAGUAUGUGUAGCUCCUGUAAUUAGCUUUAGUGUCCAAUGUAUAGCUUUACCUGUAGAUUAGUGCACUGUCGCUCUAGCCUUUACAUGUGAUCUCUGUGUCUUGGGCUUCCUGUAAAUGUUUCUUCGUGCUGCAAGCAUGCUAACCUCGCCUAGCAUUGUAAUCCUCUCCGCGCUUGAUCUGACUAUCUCUAUCCUCUGUCUUUCUCUUCUGCUUGAAGACUGUCGCAGCUCAGAACCUAGAGUAUUAUAUCUAUAUGUGUAGUCCCUCAGCAUGUCUCUCUGAAAGCUAUUCUCUGCUCUGCACCUGUAUGACCGUUUCUCUCUUUCUCUUACGCUUUGCCCUCUGGUAGCAGUGACAAUUGUGCUUUCCUAUAACAUUUAUUGGCUACCCGCUGUCGUUCUGUUUGUGUAUCUGAAACAAUAUGUUGACUCGUGUCAUGGUGCCACAAUGUCGCCAUUUCUGGUUUUGUUUCGCCGAGGCCCUUGACUCCAUGGGAUGUACGAGAAACAGAAUUAAAAGGAUUUAGACUCAAUUGUCCUUUAACACAGAAGUAUAAAAAAAAUAUCACCUGGUUUCUUGCUUACAGGAAAUGUUUGUUUAUGAGAACAAUUAAAAUCCCUAGUACUCAGAGUGCAGUUUAUUUUAACAAUAUGGUGCAAUUUUGAAUCAUAUUCUGCAAAUUGCUGUGCUAGUUUCUCUAAAACAUUCAUUUGUCCUGAACUAUAUGUUACCAUUGGGAAAAUAAAAAUAAAUAUUGUUAAAACAAA